Metopolophium dirhodum (rose-grain aphid) is the source of this 2806-nucleotide messenger RNA. It is a transcript of the gene ktub, whose product is annotated as tubby protein homolog. NCBI's taxonomy places the organism in Eukaryota, Metazoa, Arthropoda, Insecta, Hemiptera, Aphididae. The record is from RefSeq and is a predicted model, not a curated record. Bases 239 to 1468 code for a protein of 409 amino acids. Gene Ontology annotation, biological process: protein localization to cilium. The transcript has 10 exons. Gene Ontology annotation, cellular component: cilium.
CCGAGAUUACAAAACAGGUUUUAAUAAAUAAUGUAACCGUGAUAUGAUCACAACUUUUUAAUUAAUUAAAUUUAAUAUUGAUGCGAAUAAUAUUAUGUGAUUCAGUAGUUGAUGAAUAUUUUAAUGAAGAUUAUUGAAAAAUAGUUUUUGACUUUUAUUGGACGUGUGACAUUUUACGUGUUACGGUUUUUGGUAACUUUUUAGUGGUCUACAUUUGUGACUUACACGCAAUCCAAUUAUGUCCGCUACUACUAGGAAUAUCCGUCACCAAACACUGGAACAACAAAAACAACUGUUGGAAAUGAAAAUGAGGCAGGUCAGACAAACUCCGCAGAUCAUAAAAGCAUCAGACAAUGUCAUGACAAGUGCAAGAAUACGGCCGAAAUCUGCUAGGCCACUAGAGAUGAAUUGUUAUGAUGGUCCAUUAACAUAUGCAAUGAUGAAUUGCAGUCCAGACUCCAGUGAUAUAUUAGGUGUAUCAAGACAUUCUAUUAAUCAAGAUGUUAUUGAAGAUAUGAGAAAAGAAGUAGCUGAAAUGACUGUUGACGAACGUAGGAUAUCUGUAGAUACUGAAGAUGAAGAAUCUUGUUCCAUUUCUCCAGUUAAAAAUUUGAGUUCAAUACACAUAAAAGAAAACAGCCCAUUUAUUUAUCCUUCUUCAACAAUUACUGAUACUAAUGAAUUGGAAGGAGAUGUAUAUGGAAAUUUAGAAACAUUUGUCCUGGAACCGGCUGCCCAAGGUGUUCAUUUUAAAUGUCGUAUAACUAGAGAUAAAAAAGGCAUGGAUCGAGGGUUAUACCCUACAUAUUAUUUACAUUUAGACAAAGGAAAUGGAUCAAAAAUUUUUUUAUUGGCUGCUCGAAAACGUAAAAAAAGUAGAACAUCAAAUUAUUUAAUAUCAACAGAUCCAACUGAUUUGUCUAGAGGAGGUGAUUCAUAUGUUGGCAAGCUUAGAUCAAAUUUAAUUGGUACUCAAUUCACUGUCUAUGAUAAUGGUACGUCACCAUAUAAGUCGUCUAUAGAAGGAGUCCAAGAAAGACAAGAAUUAGCAGCUGUAGUAUAUGAAACAAAUGUGCUAGGAUUCAAGGGACCGCGUAAGAUGACUGUCAUAAUACCAGGCAUGAAUAAAAAUCACCAACGAGUCAAAGUCGCCACAACUGAUAACUAUAGUUCACUAUUGGAAUGUUAUCGAACAAAAAAUAUGGACGACCUGAUAGAAUUGCAUAACAAAACACCACAGUGGAAUGAAGAAACCCAAUCGUAUGUUCUUAACUUUCAUGGACGAGUUACACAAGCUUCAGUUAAAAACUUUCAAAUUGUUCACGAUAAUGAUGUUGAUUACAUUGUCCUGCAAUUCGGUCGGAUUUCAGAUGAUCUCUUUACAAUGGAUUACAGAUAUCCAUUGUGUGCAAUGCAAGCAUUUGCUAUCACUCUUAGUAGUUUUGAUAGCAAAUUAGCUUGUGAAUAGCUAAAUCACAUUUAAUUUCAAUUGGAAAGUCCUUAUAAAUCAUUCAAGUUUUGAUUUUAAAUCUCAUACUCAAUGAUUUUAGUUAACUAUAUUUUUUUUUAUCUCCUUUCACCUAUUUAUUUAUACUUAUAUUUUUGCACCAAAAAUUUCAAUUUAUUCUAGUCUUUAUUUAUUACAUAUUACUAUUUAGUAUAUUUCAUACGUUAAAUUUAAGUUUCAAAUUUUGAAUGAAUGCCAUGAAGUUAUUAUAUUAUUUAAAAAUUAAAUUCUGUUUUUAAAUUAUUGUUUAACAGAAAUUAUGAUGUUUGUUUACAUUGAUUAUUAGAACACUGCCAUUAAUUACGUUAACGUUUUAAUUAUGAGAUGAAAAGUUUUGAAUAAAAGUUGUUUUAUUUUAAUAUUUACUACUUAAAAUUAUAGUAUGUGUUUGGUGAUAAAAAAAUCAAUAUAAAUAUUAAGAUUUUAUUUUGUAUUAAUAUUAAUAAUUUCAUCUUUUAAUCAUUUCAAACCUCUAAUAUUAUAAAUUAAUAAACACCUCAUUAUGUUAUUGUUACAGUAAAUCUGUAAAUUACAGAAACUGAUAGUUUAUUAUGUUGUUAAUUGAUUCAAGUUAACUUAUAAAUUAAUUAUAAAAUUUAUUUGCAAGAUAUUUUUUAAUUUAUUUUUUGCCAGUUAAAACCUACAAAUGACGGGGGAUAAAUUAUCUUGCCCAUAUAAAAUAAUAUGAAAUAUUCCAUUUAUAAUUGUGCAGUUGCACCUAUUUCUGCUGAUUAUAACACCCAUGAUGUUUCUAUGUCAAUUCAAAAAUUAACUAUGAUUUGGUGUUCCUAAAAAUAUUUAUUUACAUUAAUUUAUUUGCCUUUACUAGUCUAUGUUUACUCAAACAUUCUAUUAUUUUUAUAUUAAUUUAAAUAAUGACAUACACUUGAGUGUUCUAAUUGUCCCAAGUCAAAUUUUAAAUUAUUAUUAUGUUACUUAGAAUGUACCUUAUACAAUUUUUGAAAAUUUGUUUUUACUUUUAUAAAACUUUGUAUUGGUAAUAUUUAAAUAUUUAAUAUAUAUAAAUUGUGGCAGUUUUAUUAUUAUAUUAUUUUGAAUAAUUAAUAAUCUUGUUAUGUUUAAGUUUUGUAAUUGUUCUCAUAUCACUAGUAUCAUAUAUCUAUUGUGCACUACUUUACAAACUAGUUUAUAUUAGGCUAAUUGUUUAUUGUGUGUACAAACAAAAGUGCCUUACACUUGUGCCUUACAUUACUUAAUAAUUGUACCUUUUUUAAAUUAUAUAGCAUCAUGUUUAUGUAAUUGUUUAAUUGUAAAAUAAAUGAAAAUAUUCAAGUAAAA